UCUCUGGGCUAGGAAGCUUCAGGUUCUGGGCCUGGCUCUCUGUACCCUCUAGGCAACCAGGAUUAGGGAGAGGGUUGGGGUCAGCCAAAAAGAGGGGCACUGAGCCUAUGACCGCUGUAGCCACCUUCAUAAGGGAAAUCCGGUGUCCACAGUCCUUGGCUAGAGGGCUCUGAUUCCGCCUAGGGUUGGACUCUGGCCUGGAGGUCUCAAUGAACAGACCUGAAAUGAUGAGCUGGAGGCCCUGGGGCCUGGCAGGGGAGGAAAUCAGAGGGAAGAGUGGCUGAGCCUCCUGUGCCCUGGGCAGACCAUGCCCUGGUGCCUCUUCUCCCGGUACCUGGGGCACUGUCACCCCAACUGAAGGCUGCUCCCAAACAGGUCUCCUCACUCUACCUGAGCACCAUGACAGACAACAUGGCCUAGACUGCCACAUCACCAGCACUCUGUCUGCUGGGAUCCCAGGGGUCCAGAUCCACCAACACCACUCUCCCUUGCCCCGUGUUUAUCUUGCUCCCAAACUGGUAGUUCUUCUUCACAAGGCCACCAGUCAUCCUACCUCAUCCUACACUCAUCUCCACCAGACUAGUUCAUCGCUUAACCCGACUGCCACAGCCUCCAGCUUCCCGCUUCCCGUACAUGACACCAAAUUGGCGGAGAGGUAGCCUCCCAGACCAGCUCCUUCCUGUCAUGUCACUUUUAUAAGCUUUGAGUGGCUCACUGACAUGAUCAAAUCUGGAUGUCUAGAUUCUUGAGGAACUUCUUGCUGUCUCACCUGACAAACUUCACUGCUUUUGAGCCUUUCUGCCUCCUUGGACCUUCCUCAUUGUCAUCCUGAGAAGCCAGGAGCCCCAACAGGCAUCUGCAUAGGCAGUGAGGAAAUUGGGUACUGAGUGUGCAGGUGCACAGGCCCUGCUGAAAUCCCUCCUGCACCUUCACUUCAUUUUCUGUUAUACCCCACAUCCAACCCAUCAGCAAAUCCUAUCAUUCCUUCCUUCAAAAUCUAUCCAGAAUCUGACUCUGCUUCCCUAACCAAGACUGGUUCAAACACCAUCAUCUCUCACACCUCUUCUUUCUGCUUCCUUCCACAUCUUUUCUGCUUCAACUCUUGUCCACCUUCAGCCCAUUCUCAACACAGAAGAGAUCCUCUUAACACAUAAAUCUUAUCAUGUCAUUCCUCUGCUUGAAAUCCUCCAUUGGCUUUCAAUUCACUCAGGGUAAGAGCCCAAAUCCUUACAAUGGCCUUCAAGGUGAUAUGGCCCCAUUCUCCUUUCUAACCGCACCCCUUGCUAUUCUUCUCCUCAGUUACUUUGCUCCAGGUCCCCUGAACCCACCAGACAUUUCUGCCUCAGGACCUUUGCACUUGCUGGUUCUUUUGUCUAAAACACUCUUCCUUCAGGUAAGCACAUGACCUGCCCCCUCUCUUCAGAGAGGGCUUCCCUGAGCACCCAACCCGAAUAGCAGCCCUCACUAUUCUCUAUUCUCUUAUGCUGCCUCAUUUUUCUUCAUAGCACUGAUUACCACUUCACACAUUUCUAUUUGUCUACUUGUUUAUCGUCACUCCUUCCCUAUUCCAUGAGAACAGGGACUUGUUUUGUUCAUUGCUAUAUCCCCAGUGUCUAGAGUAGUGCCUGGCACAUGGUAGGCAUGUAAUAAAUACUUGUUGAAUGAAUGGACAGAUGAAUGAGCAAAUUACUGUGUCCUUUAUCUCUUAAACUAGGUCCUAAGCACCUUAAGGGCAGGUGUCCCCACUUUAUCAUAUUUGUGCCCCAGCGUGAACACUUGUGAACACUGACAAUAUAUGUACAGUGAUCGAAACAAUUUGUAAGUAUCAUGUAGAAACCAAUUUAGCCAAGCACCAUGGAAUAGGGAUUGGGAACACUGGAAUUCAAAAGAACAGAGUUCCCAACCAGGCUGCCACUAAGGAGCUGUGUGGUCUGGAACAAACAGUCCAUAUGGGCCUCUGUUUUCUCAUCUGUAAAGGCAAGUCUUGGACUAGAUUUUGAAAUCCCGUUCAGCCUUGAUAUUCUGUGGUGGUAAAUUUAGGGCAAUUGCACAUUCCUCUGACAAGCAUUUGCUGAGCUAAGUUUCAGGCACUAAUGGAAAAAACAAGAACCUCUCAAGAGUUCCCGGAUUGAAGGAACAAAAUAAAAUAGGGUCAGCUUGGCUGCAAUAAGAGCUGAGUCUUUUUUUUUUUUUUAAUUAAACUAUAGUUGACUUACAAUAUUGUGUUACUUUCAAAUGUAUAGCAAAGUGGUUCAGUUAUGUAUUUUUCCAGAUUCUUUCCAUCAUAGGUUAUUACAAGAUAUUGAAUAUAGCUCCUUGUGCUAUACAGUAUGUCCUUAUUGGUUAUUUUAUAUAUAGUGGUGUGUAUCUGUUAACCCCAUAUUCCUAAUUUAUCCCUCCCUCCCCUUUCCCCUUUGGUAACCGUGAGUUUUUUUCCUAUGUUUGUGAGUCUGUUCCUGUUUUGUAAAUAAGUUCAUUUGUGUUCUUUUUUAGGUUCUACAUAUAAGUGAUAUCAUAUAAUAUUUGUCUUUCUCGGUCUGACUUCACUUAGUAUGAUAAUCUCUAGGUCCAUCCAUGUUGCUGCAAAAGGAUUAUUUUGUUCUUUUUUAUGGCUGAGUAGUAUUGUAUUGUAUAUAUGUACCACAUCUUUUUUAUCCAUUCAUCUGUUGAUGGACACUUGGGUUGCUUCCACAUCUUGCCUGUUGCAAAUAAUGCUGCUAUGAACAUUGGGGUGCACAUGUCUUUUCAAAUUAGAGUUUUCGUCUUUUCCAGAUAUAUGCCCAGGAGCAGGAUUGCUGGAUCAUAGGUAGCUCUAUUUUUAGUUAGUUUUUUUUUAAAAUUUAUUUAUUUUUGGCUGCGUUGGGUCUUCCAUGCUGCGCGCGGGCUUUCUCUAGUUGUGGUGAGUGGGGGCUACUCUUCGUUGUGGUGUGCGGGCUUCUCAUUGAGGUGGCUUCUCUUGUUGCUGAGCACGGGCUCUAGGCGCACGGGCUUCAGUAGUUGUGGCACCCAGGCUCAGUAGUUGUGGCUCACGGGCUCUAGAGUGCAAGCUCAGUAGUUGUGGCGCACAACUUAGUUGUUCUGCGGCAUGUGGCUUAGUUGUUCUGAGGCAUGUGGGAUCUUCCUGGACCAGGGAUCAAACCUGUGUCCCCUGCAUUGGCAGGCGGAUUCUUAACCACUGAGCCAGCAGGGAAGUCCCUAUUUUUAGUUUUUUAAGGAACCUCCAUACUUUUUUCCAUUAUGGCUAUGCCAAUUUACAUUCCCACCAACAGUGUAGGAGGGUUCCCUUUUCUCUACACCCUCUCCAGCAUUUAUUGUUUGUAGACUUUUUAAUCAUGGCCAUUCUGAUUGAAGUGAGGUGAUACCUUAUUGUAUUAAUAGUUUGGGGAGACUUCCCUGGUGAUCAGUGGGUAGGACUCCAUGCUCCCAAUGCAGGGAGCCCGGGUUCGAUCCCUGGUCAGGGAACUAGAUCCCACAUGCAUGCCCCAACUAAGAGUCCGCAUGCCACAACUAAGAAGUCUGCAUGCCUCAACUAAGAAGUCUGCGUGCUGCAACUAAGAGAUUCUGCAUGCAGCCAAAGUAAAUAAAUAUUUUUAAAUAAAGUAAAAUAAAUAGUUUUGACUUGCAUUUCUCUAAUAUUCAGCGAUGUUGAGCAUCUUUUCAUGUGCCUGUGAGAGCCAUCAGUAUGUCUUCUGUGGAGAAACGACUAUUUAGGUCUUCUGCCCAUUUUUUGAUUGGGUUUUUUGUUUUUUUUUGAUAUUGCGUUGUAUGUGCCGUUUGUAUAUUUUGGAAAUUAAGCCUGUGCCGGUCGCAUCGUUUGCAAAUAUUUUCUCCCAUUCGGUAGGUUUUUUCCUUUUGUUUAUGGUUUCCUUUGCUGUGCAAAAGCUUCUAAGUUUGAUUAGGUCCCAUUUGUUAAUUUUUGGCUUUAUUUCUUUUGCCUUGGGAGACGGAUCUAAGAAAAUAUCGCUGCAGUCUAUGUCUGAGAAUGUUUUGCCUAGUUCUCUUCCAGGAGUUUUAUGGUGUCAUGUCUUAUUUAAGUCUUUAAGCCAUUUUGAAUUUAUUUUUGUGUAUGGUGUGAAGAGCUGAGUCUUAAUAAAGAGGCAGAAGCAUGCCCUGGAGUCAAGACUGGGAAGGAUAUUCUAGGCCAAAGAAAUGGCUGUGCGAAGGCAGGAGCAUGGGGAAUGGGAUAUUUGUAACUACAACCAUACAACUUAUAUUACACAAAGAAUUUUUGAGACAAAACAGCUUUUGUACGCCGAGAAGUAUGCCCUGCAUCCAGCAAAACUGAAGUCUCAGCCAGGAAAACAUUCACAACAGCCAGGUGAGGAAUGCCACAACCUAAACUGUUCAGAUUUAGGAAAUGACCCGGCCCGUGCCCUCGCUGCUUCCUGUGAGGUCUUUCUUCCCCAACGACCUGGGGCGGCUCCAAGGCCACCUCAUACCCGUUUCUACCUCCCUAGCUCACCAUAGCCCCUAGGCUGGGAACAAAGGCGGACCAACCAAUUGCUACUCGGUGGGAUUUGGGGGAAAAGGCAAGGUCUAACCGCAGGUCAGGCGCCCCAAACAGAGCGUGGCGGUUGCCCUUGGCAUGCUGCAACCUCCCCGGUAGCUGAAGCAUCCUUGUUACCAGGCUCGCUGCAGGCGAGGCUGGGGUCUGCUCCCCGCUCAUUGGUCCGCAGAGAAGCACCUCUGAGGAACCCCUGUUGCCCAGGCGAGGACGAGAGCCCAUUGGUCGGGACACCUCACAAUGCCCCCCCCCGCCCCCCACCCCCCACCCCCGCGCGUGCAGGGUUCUUCCCAUUGGUUCGCUGCCUGCCUCGGGAGCCCCCUGUGGCCUCCAACCAGGCAGCCUACUUGGCGCCCUGCAGCCAGUGCCCCCAAGCUGACCCUGCUCCCCAUUGGCUGCUUUGGGGGCCGCCGCCAUCUAAUGAGGAGGGAGGCGCAGAGUACCAGAGCACGCGCUCCCUGCGGCGGGAUCUAGCCCUGCAGCCUCGGGACCGGGCAGGGGCCGAAGCUGUGCAAAGGCCGAGAGACCGGCUUCUCUACGGAGGACACCCGUUCUCCCUCCGGACCUGGUCUGGGUCGCAGCUCGGGCUUCCCGUCGCGGAGCUGUGCAUCUCCAAGUCUGGAACCCAAGCCGCGAGGCUCCAGUAAGUACGAAGCACCCACGCAGCGUGCGCACCGGCUCAGGGCGCACGGAGAGAGUGUCCCUGCUCCUGUGUAUGCAGUGUGCGUCUCCAUUUACUUAUCCCCUUAAUCGUUUAUCCACCCAUCGUUUAUCGGUUCGUUUAUUUGGCAUUCUGGGUGCACUUGCUGCGCCGCUUGUCCACAUCCUUCUCUCCGACGGGUGUUGGGAAAUCCUGUGCCCUGAAGAAUUCGGACUGAGAUCCGAACGGAAGAGUGGUGUAGACGAGGGUGCAACCCCGGAGCGACCAUGUUCUACUAUCCCAGCGUGCUUCAGCGCCACACCGGCUGCUUCGCCACCAUCUGGCUGGCGGCAACGCGCGGCACCCGGUUGGUGAAGCGUGAAUACCUGAAGGUGAACGUGGUGAAGACCUGCGAGGAAAUCCUCAAUUACGUGCUGGUACGAGUCCAGCCCCCGCUGCCAGGCCUGCCGCGGCCCCGCUUCUCCCUUUAUCUCUCAGCCCAGCUCCAGAUCGGCGUCAUUCGGGUCUACUCUCAACAAUGCCAGUACCUUGUAGAGGACAUCCAGCACAUCCUGGAGCGCCUGCACCGGGCCCAGCUGCGGAUCCGCAUUGAUAUGGUGGAGACUGAACUACCCAGCCUGCUGCUGCCUAAUCACCUGGUCAGGAUGGAGGCUCUGGAAGAUGCUCCAGACCCCUUUUUUGGGAUGAUGUCUGUGGAGCCCAUACUGCCCAGUCCCUUCAAAAUCCCUCAGAUUCAACACCUCCUAGAGGCUGUGACCCCAGAGAGAGUUCUUGAAGAGAUCCCUCCUGAAGUUCCUAUAGAGCCAGAAAGGAUUCUGGUCACUGCACCGUCCCCCGAGGCCAUCACGCUCCUGGAGGUGGAGCCCAUACGUAUGCUAAAGAUUGAGGGUGAGCGGGACCUCCCAGAGAUCAGCCGCCGAGACUUGGACCUGCUGAUCGCAGAGGAGGAGGAAGCCAUCUUGUUAGAGGAACGUCGGCUAGAGUACGAAGAGGAGCUCCGGGCCCCAGAGAGGGAGGUCACAAUCCCCCCGCCCUCACCUCUAGCUCUUCCAGAGGUGGAGGAGGCUGCAGAGCCACUUCUGCUGAAGCCACCAGCCUGGGAGCCUGAGGCCCUACUUCCUGAGGUAACCCCCCCGCUGGAGCUGCGUCUGCCAGCCCCACCCAGCCCAGAGCGGAGGAGGCCCCCAGUCUCCCCACCUCCCAGGGUCCCACCUGCCCGCCGCCGCCGCCGCUUAUUAUUCUGGGACCGGGAGACCCAGAUACCCCGGAAGGAAUUCCUGGAACAAAUGCAAACCAGAGCCCACUGCCGGGAGUGUCCAAUGGUGCAGCCUCCUGAGAGGAUGAUCACGAGCCCUGCAGAGCUGUUCCGAACCCCGACUCACUCUGGCCGGCUACCCCAAGAACUGCUGGCUUUCUGGACCCACUGUGCCCAGCCACUCCCACUAGCACUCAGGAGAAGGCCGCCCCUGGCGCCUGAGGAAGAGGAAGCUGAGAGGGAGGCGGCAGCUGAGGAGGAAAGGAGAAAGGCUGAAACUCCAAGCGAUAUCGAGGUCCUGAGGGAGGCCCUGGAGCCCAGUGUGCCCCUCAUGCUGCCUUCAGAGAUCUCCCUAGAAGCGGCUGAGGAGGAGAAGACCCGCAUCAGCCUCGUGCCCCCGGAAGAACGGUGGGUCUGGGCUGAGGAGCCAGAAGCCCCUGCAUUGCCCGUGGUGCCUGAGCUCCCUGAGGUGCCUGUGGAGAUGCCUGUGGAGCUGCCCCCAGAGCCUGAGCCGCUCUCGCUGGAGGCUGUGCACAGGUACCAGGAAGGGCAUGCCUCCGUGGGUGGCCUGGGCUGCAGCCUCAGCUCACAGUUCUUGACCCCCACAGGGCAGUGGCACGGGAGCUGCAGGCCAAGAGGGAGCCUGACUUCAGCAGCCUGGUGCCACCUCUCAGUCCCCGUAAGGUGGCCGCCCGGGUCUUCUACCUGCUCCUGGUGCUUGCUGCACAGCAGAUCCUUUGUGUGAAACAAGAGGAGCCAUAUGGGCGCCUCCUGAUCCAGCCAGGGCCCCGAUUCCACUGCGGUUAGAGCCAAUUUACAAAGCUGCCAGGGAACCAGCUAUGGUAAACGGUGUCCUGCCUCACUUCUGAACACGGGUCUCUAUCCUUCCUGCUCCCAGCGCUACUGUUCAAGAGGAAAAUAAACUGCCUUUAUUACA
Molecule: messenger RNA, 7357 nt
Organism: Orcinus orca (killer whale)
Lineage: Eukaryota; Metazoa; Chordata; Mammalia; Artiodactyla; Delphinidae
Gene: REC8
Product: REC8 meiotic recombination protein
Exons: 18
Coding region: 5432-7165 (577 amino acids)
Biological process (GO): synaptonemal complex assembly; mitotic sister chromatid cohesion; replication-born double-strand break repair via sister chromatid exchange
Cellular component (GO): cohesin complex; synaptonemal complex
Molecular function (GO): chromatin binding; protein binding
Source: RefSeq, a predicted model, not a curated record